UUAACCCAAGCAGUCCUCGAGUUUGAAAGAAACUCUCCCCCGGCUGUCGGGAGCUACCCCACCCCUUUCUCUUGAGGUCCGGCCUCUCUGAUUCUCCAUGUGACCAUGAACCUGAAAACAGCCCUGGUGCUCCUGGUUCUCUCCAUCAUCACCAUCUUUGCCUUGGUUUGCGUCCUGCUGACGGGGAGGGGUGGGGAUGCUUCCAGCCAACCUCCCCAGUGCUCCUCACUGAAAACCAAGAGCCAGAUCCGGCCACAUCCCGUCCAGAGCCGGCUCUUCUCGGACCUGACCAGGGAGGAGUUGGCCUCAGUGAUGGGCUUCCUGACCCGGCAGUUGGGGUCAGGGCUGGUGGAUGCAAGCCGUGCCAUCCCGUCUGAUAACUGCAUCUACUCAGUGGAGCUGCGACUGCCCCCCAAGGCCGUAGCCUUGGCCCACCUGGACAGGGGGGAGCCCCCACCUCCUCGAGAGGCCCUCGCCCUUGUCUUCUUUGGCCAACAGGCCCAACCCAAUGUGAGUGAACUGUUGGUGGGACCACUGCCUAACCCCUCCUACCUGCGGGAUGUGACUGCAGAACGGCAUGGGGGCCCCCUCCCCUAUCACAGGCGCCCACUGUCCACAAAGGAAAUGGAAGAAAUCAACAAGAUGAUCACUGAGCGCGUGCUGCCUCUUGCCGCAGGUCUCCUCCAUCGUUGUUGCUACCACAAUGGGAGAAACCUGUUGUCCGUGACGGCCGCCCCCAGAGGCCUGCGCUCUGGGGAUCGGGCCACCUGGUUUGGAAUCUACUACAACGUCCCAGGUGCUGGCCUUUAUCUCCACCCGGUGGGCCUAGAGCUGCUCAUAGACCAUGGGGCCCUGGACCCCGCUCGAUGGACCGUUCAGCAAGUCUUCUACAACGGUCGCUACUAUAAGAACAUGGACCACCUGGAGCAGGAGUUUGAGGGAGGCCGGGUGGAGGUUGUAGAGAUGGCGCCCAAUGGCACCAAAGUCGCUUCAUCUCUCAGGCCUCGAGUUCCCCCAGGCUCCCCUCCCCCACUGCAGUUUUCCCCCCAGGGUCCCCGAUUCAGUGUCCAAGGAAGUCAGGUGGCCUCUCCACUCUGGACCUUCACCUUUGGCCUGGAGUUGUACAGCGGUAUGAGGAUCUUUGAUGUCCGGUUCCAGAGGGAGCGAAUAGUCUAUGAGCUCAGCCUCCAGGAGGCUCUGACUAUCUAUGGCGGCAACUCCCCAGCCGCCAUGCUAACUCGCUAUUUAGAUGGCAGUUUUGGCAUGGGCUUGUUCUCCACGCCACUGACCCGAGGAGUAGACUGUCCGUACCUGGCCACCUAUGUUGACUGGGAUUUCCUUGCAGAUUCUGGGACUCCAAGGACAGUACGUGACGCUCUGUGCAUAUUUGAACAGAACCAGGGCAUCCCCCUGCGGCGGCACCAUUCCGAUCUCUACUCCUAUUACUAUGGGGGCCUCCCAGGGACGGUGUUGAUCCUCAGGUCUGUGUCCACUCUGCUCAAUUAUGAUUAUGUAUGGGACAUGGCCUUUCAUCCCAACGGAGCCAUUGAAGUCAAAUUUCAUGCUACCGGCUAUAUCAGUUCAUCCUUUUUGUUUGGUGCUGGCCGAAGAUACGGGAAUCAGGUUGGGGAACACACCCUGGGUACCAUCCAUACCCAUGCUGCUAACUUCAAAGUCGAUCUGGACGUGGCAGGACAAGAGAACUGGGUGGUAGCAGAGGACAUGGCAUUUGAGUCCAGGCCUGUACCCUGGAACUCAGAGUAUAAGAUGCAGCAGAUGCAGCUGACUCAAAAGACACUGGAGACUGAAGACCAGGCAGCCUUCCCCUUUGGGGGCACCACACCUCGAUACCUCUACCUGGCCAGCAACCAUACCAAUGCUUGGGGUCACCGUCGUGGAUACCGGAUCCAGAUCAUUAACUUUGCAGGGCAGCCAAUGCCUCAGGAGAGCACCAUGGAAAAAGCCUUCAGCUGGGGGAGGUACCAACUGGCUGUGACACAGAGGAAGGAGGAAGAGCCCUCGAGCACCAGUAUCUAUAAUCAGAAUGAUCCCUGGACCCCCACCGUGAACUUCACUGAUUUCAUCAACAAUGAGACCAUAGCAGGCAAGGACCUGGUUGCCUGGGUGACAGCUGGCUUUUUGCACAUUCCUCACGCAGAGGACAUCCCUAACACGGUGACGGUGGGGAAUGGCGUUGGCUUCUUUCUCCGGCCCUAUAACUUCUUCGAUGAGGACCCGUCUGUCCAGUCUCCUGACGCUGUCUACUUUCAGAAUGCCGAGGAUGCUGGGGUCUGCGAGCUCAACCCUGCUUCGUGCCUUCCAGAGACAGCCGCCUGCGCUCCUGAGCUCCCCAAAUUCACCCACGGUGGUUUUAGAACAGGGUCUUAGGGCUGGCCGUGGACCUCAGGGUCCAGAUCUGUGAGGAAGUAAGAGCACUGGAUUACUGUGUGGUUAGUACCAGGGCCGAAGCUCUGCAGCUGUUCUCUCCACAGCUGCCAGACUUCCCUUUUCCUGCCUGGAUGUGCAAACCUUUGAGAAUCAGUGAAUACUCAAGCUCAGGCUCCCUUAUUCUAAAACAUGGUGGAUUCCUGGCUUCAGAGAGGACAAAGGAACGUAUCCCCCCCACCUGGGGCCCUGGAAGUGGGGGGGGCAAACUGUGGCCUAAAACAUUUAAUCUUUUCCCAAAUUUGUUGAAAUCAGGAUGCUAUUCAGGAUCUUCUUGCUUCUUUCUGUGAGAGAUUCCUGUUUUCUUAUCCCAU
Molecule: messenger RNA, 2759 nt
Organism: Gracilinanus agilis (Agile Gracile Mouse Opossum)
Lineage: Eukaryota; Metazoa; Chordata; Mammalia; Didelphimorphia; Didelphidae
Product: membrane primary amine oxidase-like
Exons: 4
Coding region: 106-2388 (760 amino acids)
Biological process (GO): amine metabolic process; response to antibiotic
Cellular component (GO): early endosome; plasma membrane; Golgi apparatus
Molecular function (GO): primary methylamine oxidase activity; copper ion binding; quinone binding
Source: RefSeq, a predicted model, not a curated record